CUUCCCCAACCGCCGCUGCCGGCAGCGGCACCGUCGUCUCCUAUCUGCUCCCUACACGGAUCACUCCUCACCCUCGCCAUACUAACCCUGCUCCCCUUCACCUAUCUCUCACGUCCAAGUCUCUUCUCCUCAUCCUCAGCUGAAUUUUGCGAAGAUGGAGAAGAAUUUCAAGGUUUAUAGAUAUCCAGAUGGUGAUCUCAACACGUACUACCAGACGCGGAGGAAGCUCACCGGAAAUUACGCCAGCGAGGAGUAUUUCUUCCAGACUAUUAGAGACUCUCGAUUUCGCGCUGACGAUGCGGAUCAGUCCCAUUUGUUUUUCAUCCCGAUCUCUUGUCACAAGAUGCGAGCGAAGGGUACACCAUUUGAAAACAUGACCAUCAUUGUCCAAAAUUAUGUGGAGAGCUUAACAUUGAAGUAUCCUUAUUGGAAUAGAACCUAGGUGCAAAUCACUUUUUUGUUACUUGUCAUGAUGUUGGUGUAAGGGCUACUGAAGGGGUUCAACUUCUUGUUAAGAAUUCAAUUCGAGUUGUGUGCUCACUAUCACGAGCUAAGCUUGUUCAAGGCAUUAUGCUUGCCCAUGCCCACUUGUCUCAUGUGUUUGGGAUGAGUUUCCAUCAUGUAAAUGCUAGUAUAAGGUUAUUUUCUAGUAUUUGUUUCAUUGUAUGCCAAAUAAGACAGUAUGACUUUUCGGUCACUUUGAUUUUUCCUACUGCCAGGAUGAUAUUUACAUAAAAGCCUCUUUAGGGGAGGGUGAGUGUUC
This is a messenger RNA of Malania oleifera, 763 nucleotides long. RefSeq names its product probable glycosyltransferase At5g03795. The record is from RefSeq and is a predicted model, not a curated record. Lineage: Eukaryota; Viridiplantae; Streptophyta; Magnoliopsida; Santalales; Ximeniaceae. The transcript is spliced from 3 exons. Gene Ontology annotation, molecular function: glycosyltransferase activity. The coding region runs from base 155 to 442 and encodes 95 amino acids.